AUGUGCUGGUUACGCGCAGAUGACACCAAGAACAUUUUCCGAUAUGGGAUAAUACGGACCCAAGAGUGGCGCCAAGCUGCAAUGCAAAAUCUUCACCUCUGGGAAAUGGAUUUGGACUAUGCCCGAGCUCAAAUCCCUGAAGAUGAGCGCCAGAGAACUCCGCCAAAUUCAGAAUAUGUGCCAUCUUCCCCUCUAGGACCAGAGGCAGAGACUCGCAAAAUCUAUACGCGUUCUCAAACUCGUCGUGCGCCCCAGGAACGACCCCGUCACUCCGAGUCCUCGGACUCAUCGGACUCCGAUUCAAACCAGGUAGUACCCAGCCAAUGUUACGCCAAGGAGACCUUCCCCGUGGGUCAAGUGGCCAGAGUCAAUCUCACACUGCAAAAUUCUGCACUCAAAAAUGCCUGCUUGGUCUUGUCAAAACGACUUGUUGGAUCACAACUGCCCGAAUGUCGAGCAACACCAACAGGGUCAAGGUGGCAACCAUCACCUUAUUAA
This is a messenger RNA of Uncinocarpus reesii 1704, 498 nucleotides long. RefSeq lists its product as uncharacterized. The coding region runs from base 1 to 498 and encodes 165 amino acids. The transcript has 2 exons. NCBI's taxonomy places the organism in Eukaryota, Fungi, Ascomycota, Eurotiomycetes, Onygenales, Onygenaceae. The record is from RefSeq and is a predicted model, not a curated record.